UCACUCACCCAUACAGGGAAGGUGUCCAGUCUCUGUCCCCAGGCAUGGCUUCAGGAACUUCAGCCCCCAGCUUCAGAGCUGAGCAGCCUCUGGGGGGUGUGGCUGCCCGGUUCCCACAGAGCUGGCUGAGAUUCCAUGCAGCCUUGGACAACAUGGCCUCAUACUCCCACAUAUUCCCAGCCCUGCCUUCCUCUGUGGUCCAUAAAGGCUGUUCCGCAGGCAGCCAGGCUCAACCACUGUUCCUCUCCUCUCGAGUCCUCCCCAGCAGCCUCCCCAGGAGUCCUGUAGCCAUGGCACAGCUACUACUACUCACUGUGGCUCUCCUGGUCCUGGGUCAUGUGCCACCAGGGAGGACGGAGUUCAAACGGUGCUGGAAGGGCCAAGGGGCCUGCCGAACCUACUGCACGAGGCAGGAGUCCUUCAUGCACCUGUGCCCAGACGCGUCCCUGUGCUGUCUCGCCUACGCGCUCAAACCGCUGCCACAUCCCAAGCCUAACCACACCUAGCGGCUCCAGGCACUGCCACCUUUGCUGUCCAAUAAAUCAUACUCGGCCAGCUC
This is a messenger RNA of Ictidomys tridecemlineatus (thirteen-lined ground squirrel), 559 nucleotides long. It is a transcript of the gene Defb124, whose product is annotated as defensin beta 124. Gene Ontology annotation, biological process: canonical NF-kappaB signal transduction; cellular response to peptidoglycan; positive regulation of monocyte chemotaxis. The record is from RefSeq and is a predicted model, not a curated record. NCBI's taxonomy places the organism in Eukaryota, Metazoa, Chordata, Mammalia, Rodentia, Sciuridae. Gene Ontology annotation, cellular component: extracellular region.